GGCGCAUGCGUUGUGUCGACUUCCUCCACGUGGGUACAACCAUUUCAAUAACAAAACCUCAAAUAGACAGCUAGAGAAGUAUACCUAUCAAGAAACAUGGCAGAAAAAAGGCCACGUAUGGAAGCUGACGGCAAAGAAGAUGUGGACGGAAAUACCAAUCAGUCACAUGGAACCUUCAUGUUCAGUAACAAACCUUCACUGGAGGAAAUCCGGAAGAUAUCGAGCAAGUUCGCAGAUGAUCGUGACUGGAACCAGUUCCAUACUCCCAGAAACCUACUCCUUGCACUGACAGCGGAAGUUGGGGAGCUUACAGAGAUAUUCCAGUGGAAGGGGGAGGUGAAAGAAGGGCUUCCAGAUUUCUCCGAGGCAGAAAAACGGCAUGUUGGACAGGAAAUGAGUGAUGUGUUGCUAUACCUGGUCCGCUUGGCCGAUAAAUGUCACGUCGACCUCACAGCAGCCGUAGUGGACAAGAUUAAGCUCAACUGCAAAAAGUACCCAGCUGACAAAGUAUAUGGAAAAAGCAACAAGUAUACAGAUUAUGACAACAGCAACCAUGGCGAUAGCUGAUGUUGGGUGAUUCUGACAUCAGUUGUAGUUGACCUUUGAAUCAUACAGAGCAGUUGUGAGAGCCCCUGUUUCAUGUCACAAUCUCAUCAAAUUCAGGUAUAAGUUCUCGCUGCCGCUAAACACUGAUCUGAGGACAUACAUUUACGGGUUGCAUCAGAACGAACUUUCAUCCCACCAAUCAGAGCGUCACUUAUAAUAUUAUAAUACAUAUUAUGAUAAAGGGUAUUCCGAAUAACAUUUACGGGCUGUUAGACUGAUUAUGUCAAAAUCAUUGUCAAUCUCUUGCCUUAGUGAGAUAAACAUUUUAACAGAAAAGACUUUUCAUAGCUCACGGGAAGUACUGCCAUAUAAUCUCAGCCAUCAAUAAGACAUUUCAGAAUGUUCUUUUGUUCAAUUUUCAUAUUUUGAAUUGAGAAUUUUUGUCAAAAUAUUUUUCAAAGUAUCAGUGUGAAACUAGUGCUGUAUAGCUCCAGAGAGCUGCUUUCUGGUUAAUGUUGACUUCUUGUUAGUCAUUUCUUUGGUCGGUCAAAGUUUGCGAAAGGUCGUUCUUAUGUGACCCGUAACAGAGCGUUUGAAGAUCUUUGUAUAGUAGUAGUGAGAACUGAGAUCCUAUUUUACCGUAUUUGACGUAAUAAGUGCUCUCAAAAUUAGAAAUAGGGGGCUCUUAUUAGAAUA
Messenger RNA from Haliotis rufescens (red abalone), 1242 nucleotides. RefSeq names its product dCTP pyrophosphatase 1-like. NCBI's taxonomy places the organism in Eukaryota, Metazoa, Mollusca, Gastropoda, Lepetellida, Haliotidae. Gene Ontology annotation, molecular function: nucleoside triphosphate diphosphatase activity. The transcript has 4 exons. Gene Ontology annotation, biological process: nucleoside triphosphate catabolic process. The record is from RefSeq and is a predicted model, not a curated record. The coding region runs from base 97 to 567 and encodes 156 amino acids.